Messenger RNA from Durotheca rogersii, 3993 nucleotides. RefSeq names its product P-loop containing nucleoside triphosphate hydrolase protein. Gene Ontology annotation, cellular component: membrane. Lineage: Eukaryota; Fungi; Ascomycota; Sordariomycetes; Xylariales; Xylariaceae. The record is from RefSeq and is a predicted model, not a curated record. Gene Ontology annotation, biological process: transmembrane transport. Gene Ontology annotation, molecular function: ATP hydrolysis activity; ATP binding; ABC-type transporter activity. The transcript has 11 exons. The coding region runs from base 1 to 3993 and encodes 1330 amino acids.
AUGGAGUCGGAAUCGAUAGAAAAGAAGGCGGCGCCCGCUUCAGCCGGUGCCGCCACCAGCGAGCGGCUACCUACGUCCGCUCCUGACGCGCCCACCGGCGGAGAGGAGGACCAGGCGCAUCUCGACGCCAAACUGCGCCCGGAGAGGGAAGCAGCUUUUGGCGACUACCUCAGAAUCUUUUCGUAUGCCCAGAAAUGGGAUUUCGUCCUCCUAGUCGCUGCCGUACUGGCGUCGGGGGGAUCUGGUGUCACUCUCCCGUUGAUGAACGUAGUUUUCGGCGCACUGGUCGGCGACUUCAGUGGUUACUUUCUUCCCGUCCCGACUCAGACAGAAGCUCAGUUCAGGGCUUCUUUCAACAGGAAUGCGCUGUACAUCUUCAUCCUCUUCCUUGGAAGAUUCAUCCUGACCUACAUCAAUAAGUUUUGCUAUCGGUUGAUCGGCAUUCGAAUGUCUGCCGCCAUCAGACUCGACUACCUUCGCUGUCUUUUCGGCCAGACGAUCCACGUCCUGGAUUCGAUGCCCCCCGGCGCCGCCGCGGGGACGAUCACGGCAACGGCAAACACGUUACAGCUGGGAAUCUCGGAGAAGCUUGGUGUCUUUGUCGAGUUUGUGGUUACCAUCAUCGCCGCCACCGUCAUCGCUUUCGUCUACAGCUGGUCUCUGGCCCUUGUCACCUGUUCCGUCCUCCUCUUCACCGUUCUCACCGUGUCCAUCAUCAUCCCGUUUUACGUCAAGGGUACGACCAGGGUGACCCGGGCCGAGGCCAAAUCAUCCUCGGUGGCUAGCGAAGCCUUCUCCGCCAUUCGCAUGGUAACCGCGUGCGGCGCCGAAUCCCAAAUUUCCAAACGAUUCAACGUCUGGGUUGAGUCGGCCAGGAGACACGGCCAGAGGACAUCGCCUCUGAUCGCUCUCCAGUUCGGCCUGAUCUUCUUCGCCUUCAACGGUGCAUUUGGGCUGGCAUUCUGGUUUGGGGCCAAGUCGUUCCUCGACGGCACUCUCAACGGCAAUGUGGGCACUAUCGUCGUCGUGCUUAUGUCGGUCAUGAUGAUGGUUAUAUCUCUCGAACGAAUCUCGACACCGCUCAUUGCAGUCGGCAAGGCGACGGUAGCUGCUUGCGAGUUCUUCACUGUUAUCGACGCACCCCGACCAGAAACCGGCGAGCUCAAGGAGCCUGAAGUCUCGGCGACCAGCGACAUUAUAUUCAAGGGUGUCGACUUUGCCUACCCUAGCCGACCGCAUGUCAAGGUCUUGGAUCAACUGGACCUUCGGAUCGAGACGGGGAAAAUCACUGCGAUCGUUGGACCUUCGGGAUCGGGUAAGAGCACGAUAGUCGGCCUUGUCGAGCGGUGGUAUACCCUUCAUGAUCAAUACAUAAUCGCAAAGGCUAUCGAAAAGGACGUCGCCAAGGAGAAAAACGCGAAGAAGAAGGGUAAGGGAAAGAAGAAAGAUGGCGAUUCGGACGACGAGAAACCAGUCCCUGACCUUGAAGAAACCGGGCCGCCUGUCGAGCUGAAAGGUUCUAUAUCCACGUGCGGGCACGAGCUGAACGAGAUCGACUUGAAUUGGUGGCGGUCUCAGAUUGGGCUCGUGCAGCAGGAACCAUUCCUGUUCAACGAUACUGUUUACAAUAAUGUUGCGCACGGAUUGGUGGGCUCAGCCUUCGAGAACGAGAGCGAAGAGCGGAAGAGGGAGCUUGUAAAAGAGGCUUGCAAGGAGGCCUUUGCGGACGAAUUCAUCGACCGUCUCCCCGACGGCUACGAAACCCUCGUCGGCGACAGCGGCACGAAACUCUCGGGCGGACAGCGACAGCGGCUCUGCAUCGCCCGCGCCGUCAUCAAGCGGCCGAAGAUUCUGAUCCUCGACGAGGCCACGUCGGCGAUCGACGUGCGCGGCGAGCGUAUCGUCCAGGCCGCACUCGACAAGGUAUCGCAGGGACGGACCACCAUCACCAUUGCGCACCGGCUCUCGACAAUCAAGAAGGCCGACACGAUAGUAGUCCUGAAGAAGGGCCGGGUGGUCGAGCAGGGGACGCACGAAUCCCUCCUGCGGGAUGAGGCCGGCAUCUACUAUGGCCUUGUUCACGCCCAGCAGCUCUCGCUCGGCGAGUCUGGUGACGAUGACUCCGACGGCCACGAGGAGGAGGAUCUGGGCUCGGGCCUCGACCAUAAGAAGAGCGCCGCGCUGUCCGACACCGCGAAUCUGCCGCAGUCGGCCGGAUGGGAGAACAAGGGCUUGUUCGGGAGCUUCGGGCGGCUGCUGCACGAGCAACGAUCCCGCUUCCCGCUCUACGCGAUCACGAUAGCUUCCGCCAUGGCUAGUGCUGCCUCGACCCCUCUUCAAGCGUUCCUCUUCUCGAAGAUCAUCGUGGUCUUCUUGUUUGUGGACGACCCGCCCAGGUUCACGUCCGAGGCGAACUUCUGGUCCUUGAUGUGGCUCGUCCUCGCCAUCUGCACCGGCUUCGCGUACUUCGUCCUCGGCUUCGCGUCGAACCAUCUCGCUCACUUCAUCUCCGCGACGUACCGACAGCAGUACUUCGAGGGCAUGCUGCACCAGCGGAUCGCCUUCUUCGACAACGAGGAGAAUUCGCCGGGCUCUCUGACGGCGCGCGUCGGCGGUGACCCCAAGCAGCUGGAGGAACUUCUCGGCAUGAACAUGGCCAUGGCCUAUAAUGCACUCUUCACGGUUAUCGGCGCGCUUAUAAUCGCGUUCAUAUUUGGGUGGAAGCUUGCGCUCGUGGCGAUGUGCGUGACGAUGCCGUUGGGUUUGCUGGCGGGGUAUCUGCGGCUGCAGUACGAGCUGGAGUUCGAGGCGAUGAACGCGGCCGUGUUCGCCGAGUCGUCCAAGUUCGCGGCCGAGUCGAUCUCCGCGUUCCGCACCGUCGCGUCGCUGACGCUCGAGGGCGCCAUCGGCGCCCGCUACGCCGCCCUCCUCCAGGGCCACGUCGCCUCCGCGGGCCGCAAGGCCCGCCUCCGCACCCUCGUCUUUGCCUUCUCCGAGAGCAUCGGCCUCGGCUGCCAGGCCCUCAUCUUCUGGUAUGGCGGCAUCCUCCUCGCCACCCGCGAGUACGACGCGUAUCGCUUCUUCCUCUGCUACAUGGCGGUCAUCCAAGGCGCCGAGUCCGCGGGCCAGGGCUUCGCGUUCGGGCCCAACGCGGCGCAGGCGGCGGCGGCGGCGAACCGGAUCCUGAGCAUCCGGGAGUCGCGCGAGAAGGGGCGGCGGCAGGACGGAGCGGCGCCGGACCGGAUCCCGGACACGGAGGGCGGGGUGCGGAUCGAGCUGCGGGACGUGCACUUCCGGUACCCGACGCGCGACGUGCCGAUCUUCCGGGGGCUCAGCCUGACAAUCGAGAAGGGCCAGUUCGCGGCGCUGGUGGGGGCGUCGGGGUGCGGCAAGACGAGCAUCGUGUCGCUGCUGGAGCGCUUCUAUGACGUGCAGCGGGGCCAGAUCCUGGCCAACGGGCGGGACAUCGCGACGCUGGACGUGCGCGACUACCGGCGGCACCUGUCGCUGGUGGCGCAGGAGCCGAACCUGUUCUCGGGCACGCUGCGCGAGAACAUCCUGCUCGGCGCCGCGGUCAGCGACGACGCGCUGCACGCCGCCUGCCGCGACGCCAGCAUCCACGACUUCGUCGCGUCGCUGCCCGACGGCUACGACACCGAGGUCGGCAGCCGCGGCGUGUCGCUGUCCGGCGGCCAGAAGCAGCGCGUCGCCAUCGCCCGCGCCCUCGUCCGCCGCCCCGACGUGCUCCUCCUCGACGAGGCCACCAGCAGCCUCGACUCCGAGAGCGAGCGCCUCGUCCAGCGCGCGUUCGAGCGCGCCGCCCGCGGCCGCACCAUGGUCGUCGUCGCGCACCGCCUCGCCACCGUGCAGAACGCCGACGUCAUCUUCGUCCUCGGCGAGGGCCGCGUGCUCGAGAAGGGCUCCCACGCCGAGCUGCUGCGCCGCAAGGGCGUGUACUGGAAUAUGUGCCAGAGCCAGGCCCUCGACAGGUGA